Molecule: messenger RNA, 2098 nt
Organism: Cantharellus anzutake
Lineage: Eukaryota; Fungi; Basidiomycota; Agaricomycetes; Cantharellales; Hydnaceae
Product: P-loop containing nucleoside triphosphate hydrolase protein
Exons: 10
Coding region: 171-1817 (548 amino acids)
Biological process (GO): proton motive force-driven ATP synthesis; proton transmembrane transport
Molecular function (GO): proton-transporting ATP synthase activity, rotational mechanism; ATP binding; ADP binding
Source: RefSeq, a predicted model, not a curated record
CUGCGGGAUGGUGUCGGCUUUGGUUCCUGUGGUGGUUGGCGUCGGGCCUUUCCAGCAGGACUUUGAAUUGAGGAACGUGCAACUCGCCGGAUGAGUUUUUUCUCACCGUGCUACUAAGUUUCCCCUGCCAACUUUCUCUCUCGUCCCACUCACUGGCCUCAUCGUUGACGAUGCAUUCCGUCGUCAGAAAUUCUGUGCGCAUCGCAGCCAUCGCAAGGGCAUCCCCUCUGCUCCGUGAGCAGACCCUUGCCACUGCCUCCGCCUUCACUCGUCGCUAUGCUACUGCUAAGCCAGCUGCGUCGGAGGUAUCCUCUAUCCUUGAGUCGCGUAUUGCUGGCACUUCGCUCGGUGGAGACGUGCAGGAGACUGGCCGUGUCCUGACUAUUGGUGACGGUAUCGCUCGCGUCUAUGGCCUGAACAAUGUCCAAGCCGAGGAAAUGGUUGAAUUCUCUUCUGGCGUGCGCGGCAUGUGUCUCAACUUGGAAGCCGACAAUGUCGGUGUCACUAUCUUCGGUAACGAUCGCCUAAUCAAAGAAGGUGAUACUGUUAAGCGCACUGGUCAAAUCGUGGAUGUUCCUGUUGGUCCUGGCCUUCUCGGGCGUGUCCUCGAUGCCCUCGGGAACCCUAUUGAUGGUAAGGGCCCAGUUGAGGCGAUUGAGCGCCGUCGAGCCUCCGUCAAAGCACCUGGGAUUUUGCCCCGUCGUUCCGUCAACCAGCCCAUGCAGACCGGUCUCAAGCCCAUCGAUGCUAUGGUCCCAAUUGGUCGUGGCCAGCGUGAGUUGAUUAUCGGUGAUCGUCAAACCGGAAAGACCGCCGUUGCUCUCGAUACCAUCCUGAACCAGAAACGCUGGAAUGAUGGUCAGGACGAGAGCCAGAAAUUGUACUGCGUUUAUGUUGCCAUUGGUCAGAAGCGCUCCACUGUUGCCCAGCUCGUUCAAACGCUCGAAGAGAACGAUGCGCUUAAGUACACCAUCGUCGUUGCUGCAACUGCCUCUGAGGCAGCGCCUCUGCAAUACUUGGCUCCGUUCUCUGGAUGCGCUAUGGGUGAAUGGUUCCGUGACAACGGCAAACACGCCCUAAUUAUUUAUGACGACUUGUCCAAACAGGCUGUCGCAUAUCGUCAGAUGUCACUUCUGCUUCGUCGUCCCCCGGGGCGUGAGGCCUACCCUGGUGACGUCUUCUAUCUACAUUCUCGUUUGCUUGAGCGAGCUGCCAAGAUGAAUGACAACUUUGGUGGUGGUUCGCUCACUGCACUCCCUAUCAUCGAGACUCAAGGUGGUGAUGUCUCCGCUUACAUUCCCACCAAUGUCAUUUCGAUUACGGAUGGUCAAAUCUUCUUGGAGGCGGAGCUCUUCUUCCGUGGGGUUCGCCCGGCUAUCAACGUCGGUCUCUCUGUGUCCCGUGUCGGUUCCGCAGCUCAGACCAAGAUGAUGAAGAAAUUUGCAGGUUCCCUCAAGCUGUAUCUUGCUCAGUACCGUGAAGUUGCUGCCUUCGCUCAAUUUGGUUCGGAUCUGGACGCUUCCACUCGCUUCUUGCUCAGCCGUGGUGCACGUCUCACUGAGCUUCUCAAGCAAGGCCAGUAUCAACCUCUGGCAGUUGAGGUUCAAAUUCCCGUUAUUUAUGCUGGUGUGAAUGGCCUCCUUGAUUCUAUUCCCGUUGAUAAGAUCGUUCAGUGGGAGGCUGAGUUUCGUCAGCACCUUACCUCGUCCCAGGGUGCCCUCCUCGAGAAAAUCUCCAAAGGAAACGUGGCUGAAGAGAUGGAGCAGGAGAUUAAGAAAGUAGUUGAAGACCACGUCGCGUCUUUCAAUGCUUCAUGAGUGUCGGGAGGAGGGUGAUUGGAGUGGACCAAUCAAGCACCAAUUAGAGGACUUGAAGCUAUGAUCUCACUUCUCUUUUUGCAAUUGAAUCUUCCCUCAAAAGAUGAUGCUUACACAUCGUACUGUCGCGAACCAUCCAUAAAAUCUAUUAUUUCCUCUAUCUUCGGUGUGACCCUACAUUCGUUGGAAUAUUCGAAUGUCUUACAGCUACAUAUAAUAAUCACCUAAUAGGAGUUCAGGGUGAGGGUCCGCCUCUUAGUUGGAAACGCCCUGGGAUCGAU